Leguminivora glycinivorella is the source of this 1866-nucleotide messenger RNA. RefSeq lists its product as uncharacterized. The coding region runs from base 136 to 1638 and encodes 500 amino acids. NCBI's taxonomy places the organism in Eukaryota, Metazoa, Arthropoda, Insecta, Lepidoptera, Tortricidae. The transcript has 6 exons. Gene Ontology annotation, cellular component: extracellular matrix. The record is from RefSeq and is a predicted model, not a curated record.
CUUGUGUCUAGUUCUUAAAAAAAAAAGUUAGUUCUGUUUUUGAAUUUGACAGUUUUUCGGUUGCAUAGUGUUGUGAAGUUAUGUGAUUUGAACUGGUAUCGGUUUUUUAAGUUGGUGAUUGAAUUUUUUUUGAACAUGUCCCGAUUCCUUCUCUUUGUGCUGCUGUCAAGUGUAGCUGCAGAAGUGCCUACCCCGUCCAGCCUGCUUGGACCCAGGCAUUUUAACUACCACCCUUAUGAACAGUACCUUAAGGAAGUCAAACCUACCAAACAAGGCCCAGUGAUAUUUCCCAACGACGCGCCGCCUCCCCCCCGUCCCCCCCUCAUCGUGACGUCACGCCCCCUCACGGAGUCCAUAGCGAGAAGCGAACUCAACAACUCUGUGGCCGAGCAGAGCCGGGUGCACUACCAGUAUGAUUAUGAGCAAGAGCAACCCACUCUGCCGCCAAUCUACAGGGUGUUGUCAGAACACGCCAACAAUAAUCUACGGCAGCUGCAGAAAAAACCUACUCACAGUAAUUACAAGAUCAAGGAACCAGAUUACUCAAGACAAUACGAGAGUAACAACGUGAACGAUGAUGACAACAAUGAUUAUAAUCAAGCUCAAAAUUACGCGUUCUCCUACAUCGUGAGAGAUCACAAAACUGGCGAUGACUUCUCCCACUCCCAACAUAGCAGUGGUUCAGCCACCAACGGAGAGUACAGGGUUCGACUCCCGGACGGACGCAUGCAGAUCGUAUCUUACACAGCUGACGAAAACGGGUAUAAAGCUGAUGUAAGAUAUGAUGAUGAGAAAGCUACUGGAACUACUGACUAUAGGAACUACAACAAUCAUAAUCAAGAAAAACUUACUAAUACUGAUUACAGAAAUUAUCAACAAAAACAAAAUUACAUUACCGAUCAGAGACAUGAUAAUAAAAACGACGACAGAAACUACAUUGAUAAUUAUAUUAAUAAUGUAGAUUAUAACACUCAUUAUGAUUUUAAUAACGUUAAAAGAGUUAAUGAUGUAGAUAUACAUGAUACAAAACCAGUGACAGAAAAUCAUGCAUCUAAAGAAGAUUAUCAAUACAACGAUUCUAAAGAAUAUUACGGUAAUGAUUAUUCCUUAGAAUACGAAGAUAAAUAUAAUAAUUACGAUCCACACAAAAGUAAGUUCACGGCUUUUUCUGGACCUAAAAAUCCUAAAUUUGUACCUAAAAAGGCUUUUACAGCAUCCACAGUUGUGCCUUCGUAUGAGGAAUUGAAGCCACUGUUCAUUCAAAAGAAACCUUUUAAAUCAUCAUCGAAUAACGAGUAUUUAUACUCGAAAAUACCAAUUGAAAUCAGCGUUCCUUCAACCACACCUAGUCCAUACGAUGCAACUACUGAAAGGGUAGUAAUAAUAGGUGCAUCGAAACCAUUUUACACAAAUAUUAGGAGUACGGUUACUCCAUCUUUUAUACCUGUUACUCCAUCUUUUAUACCUGUUACUCCUGUCCCAAAAUACGUGAGUCCAGUAACGACGCCUAAAGGAUUUUUAGCAUCAACGAUCGCUUCUUUUGUUAAUUUGAAAAAGAAUAUCGACUUUUCUGGAGCAAAACCAGUAUUGACAAAUACUUUUAUCGAUAAGAUUAACAGAUAUUUAAGUUAUACUUGAACUACGUUUGUAGUAUUAAACUUAGUCUUCAAACAAUACCCAAAUACGAUUUCAAAUGUGAAAUAAGUAUUCAUAAAAAGUAUUUUGAAAAAAUACUUGAUACAUUUUUUUGAGUACCUACGAGUAUGUUAGAGUAAAAUGAAAAAGUAUUUAUACUUAGUAUUUUGAAAAAAUAUACUUAAUACUUUUUACUGAAGCUUUCAGUAUUACCAAAUAAAAUGUUAUGUU